This is a messenger RNA of Chroicocephalus ridibundus (black-headed gull), 4374 nucleotides long. It is a transcript of the gene GPR37, whose product is annotated as G protein-coupled receptor 37. Bases 586 to 2094 code for a protein of 502 amino acids. Gene Ontology annotation, cellular component: signaling receptor complex; plasma membrane. The record is from RefSeq and is a predicted model, not a curated record. The transcript has 2 exons. Gene Ontology annotation, molecular function: prosaposin receptor activity; G protein-coupled peptide receptor activity. NCBI's taxonomy places the organism in Eukaryota, Metazoa, Chordata, Aves, Charadriiformes, Laridae. Gene Ontology annotation, biological process: adenylate cyclase-inhibiting G protein-coupled receptor signaling pathway; positive regulation of MAPK cascade.
GGUGAUUAAUCCCAGGCAAGAGUUUUGCAAAGCUCUUAAACACCUUAAGCUGCGCGCAGCAACCUGUUUUCUCCGAGGUUGCUGGAGAGGAGGAAUUAGUGCCCGCGAUUAUCCGGAGAGGGGAGGUGUUUUUCCACAAGGGACCUCUCCUCGCCCAUAAAGCCACCCACUGCCCGCAGCGGCAGGAGGAUGUCAAUAGGCAGCACGGGGCCGGUGCUGCUGCUGGCGAGGAGGCAGCGGUCCCGGGAAAGGGCGGAGCGCCGGAGGGGGGUCCUCCCGGCGCUGCACUUGCUACAUUAACUCGGCGCGUCGGAGACGGCGACACAACUUUGCGGGUCUGCCCCGGGAGGCGGCGAGAAGAGCCUCCCCGCCGCCCCCUCCCCAGCGCCGGCCGCUUCCCGCGGCGGACCCCGGCGGCGGCAGCGGGAGCCGCGCUCCGGCGGCAGCGGCGUGGCGGCUGCCCCCGCCCCGGCCAGGCGGGCCGUCCCCGGGAGCCGGGCGGGCAUGUCUCCCGCUCCCAGCCCCGCCGAGCGGGGCGGCCGCCGCCUCUGAAGGGGAGCGGGCCGGCCCCGCCGCCUCCCGGCCAUGCGGCCCCUCCGCGCUCCCCUCGCCCUGCUCUGCCAGGUGCUGGGCGCCUGGGCUGCCUGCGCCCCGGCCCCCGCCGCGGCCAACGGGCUACCGGCGCCCCCGCAGCGCGCCCGCUCGCCGCCAGCCCCGACGCCCUUCGUCCCGGCUUCCCCCGGCCGCGGAGCCCUCCUCCGCGGAGCCCACGCCGCGCCCGGCGGAGCGGCGGGGCCGGGCGGCGGCUGCGCGCCCCGCGGGGCGGCGGGGGCCGGGCGGCGGCGGGCGCGGAGCAGCGAGCGCGGAGCCGGCGCGGCGGCGGCGGGGAGGGGGGCGGCGGGCGGCCCCCGCUGGCUGCCCCUGAACGGCUCGGGGGGCGCGGAGGGCAGCGCCGGGGGCCGCGGGAACGCCACCGGGCGCCGCGCCCGCCUCCGCAACCCCUUCUACCCGCUGACCGAGGAGUCGUACGGCGCCUACGCCGUCAUGUGCCUCUCCGUGGUGAUCUUCGGCAUCGGCAUCAUGGGCAACAUGGCAGUGAUGUGCAUCGUCUGCCACAACUACUACAUGCGGAGCAUCUCCAACUCCCUGCUGGCCAACCUGGCCUUCUGGGACUUCCUCAUCGUCUUCUUCUGCCUGCCGCUGGUCAUCUUCCAGGAGCUCACCAAGAAGUGGCUCCUCGAAGACUUCUCCUGCAAAAUCGUCCCGUACAUCGAGGUGGCCUCUCUCGGAGUCACCACAUUCACGCUCUGCGCCCUCUGCAUCGACCGGUUUCGUGCCGCCACCAACGUGCAGAUGUACUACGAGAUGAUCGAAAACUGCACCUCCACGACGGCCAAGCUGGCCGUCAUCUGGGUGGGCGCGCUGCUGCUGGCCCUGCCGGAGGUCGUGCUGCGCCAGCUGGCCAAGGAGGACCCCGAAUACAGCGGCAUCCCACCGGGGGAGCGGUGCGUGGUGAAGAUAUCCACCGCCCUCCCUGACACCAUCUACGUGUUAGCUCUCACUUACGAUGGGGCAAGACUCUGGUGGUACUUUGGCUGCUAUUUUUGUUUGCCCACCCUUUUCACUAUUACCUGCUCCCUGGUAACAGCAAGGAAAAUCAGGAGGGCAGAAAAGGCCUGCACAAGGGGGAACAAGCGACAGAUUCAGCUGGAAAGUCAGAUGAACUGCACAGUGGUGGCUUUGACCAUUUUAUAUGGGUUUUGCAUCAUUCCCGAAAAUAUUUGCAACAUUGUGACUGCCUAUAUGUCCACAGGGGUCUCCCGGCAGACUAUGGACCUCCUCCAUCUCAUUAGUCAGUUCCUUUUGUUCUUUAAGUCUUGUGUUACCCCGGUUCUCCUUUUCUGUCUCUGCAAACCUUUCAGCCGGGCCUUUAUGGAGUGUUGCUGUUGCUGCUGUGAUGAAUGCAUCCAGAAGUCUUCAACAGUGACGAGUGAUGACAAUGACAACGAGUACACCACAGAACUGGAGCUCUCCCCUUUCAGUACCAUCCGUCGCGAAAUGUCCACUUUUGCCUCCGUGGGGACUCACUGUUAAUUGACCUUCGGACUUUAUUUCCUGUAUCUUUUUCUUUUUUCUAUUUUCUUUUCUUUUCUUUUUUUUUUUUUUUUUUACUUUCUACUUUUCUUCUUCAAGCAAAAUGCAAGGGAAAAAAAAAUUGUUAUUAAAAACUACUCUGGAAACCAGUCUGCAUAUUAACAGUCGUGCUUUGGAAAAUAAUUUGUUUGGUUGUUCAAAUGAAAGAAAGAGAGAGAAGGAGAGCCAGCACUCAGUUUUAAAUCAUUAUAUUUUGUAUGGUGCUAGGAUUUUAUUGGUUGGGGAGGAGAAUACAUAUCAAUCCACUAUUAUUUAAUUCCAUAGGGUUUUUUUUGGUUUUUUUUGUAAUCACUGUAAAAUGAUUAUAUAGACAUUGUGGGUUUUGCAAGAUGUUUCAUGUAAAAGAUGUGGUGGAAAGUAUUUGAAGGUAGUUUUAAUCCAAUUACUGUACACUAUUGUGAGAGGACUUGGACUUCAGAAGAUUUAUAAAGUAGGAUUUUAAUAAAUGAGGUUUUAUUAUUUAACUUCAUUGUCAAUCGGCAUUUAACAGGGACACCUAUAAGUAGUACUAAAUUCUUUUAAUAAGUAAAAAAAAAGUCUUUGCUUUGCAUAAAAUAAUUUAAAUGGCCAUAUUUAAUGUACCAUUCGUGUACUUACCCUUGGAGGCUAUAAUUACAGUGUUUAAGGAAGGUGGUUAUAAUGGUAUUAGAUUUACACGAGUGUUUUUUAAUGUAUAUUAUGAAGGUUCAAUGUGCCUCACUGAAAAUUUCCUUCUUAACCUGCAGGUAUGCAAAACCUGAGUUAUUUUGUACUUCUUAUGAAGAAAGAUUUGCUUUCUCACUGAAUUUUGUCUUGUGUAGUUUCAAAAUCAAAUUUCUUUCCAAUUUGUUAUUGGUUUUACAUUGAGAUUAUGUCCUCAGUCUCUGUAUAUAUAGCUCCUACUGGCUUCAGCAAGAGUCCCAUUGCAGAGGAAGGCAUUCUUCUGCCAGGGGUUUGCUGACAAUAAAUGUGAGGGACUGAAACAUGUGGAAAGUGAAUUCCUUCUUUUUUAAAAGAUAUAAACACACUUGGACGCUUGGGGCUUGACCCAGAGCCCAUUGCAGUCAAUGGAAAGAUUUCCAUCAAUUUGAGAGGGUUUUGGAUCAGACUGGCAUCUCCUAUUUAUUCUGGGAUAUGUAACAUGAAUAUUAAUCACGGGGGCUCUGCAUACCGAUUAUAAAUCAUGCUGCUCUCACAAAGACUGCUAUUCACCGGCAGCUCGCAGCUCUGAAGCUGUUUUUGAGAACCGCGGUGUGUUUUGCUGAUGGCUUCUUGCUGUCCGCAGAGUUAUUAAAAUGAGGGUAUGUCAACACUGCCGGCAACAGUGCCAUAUAGUAAAACCUAAAGCUGUUAGAAACAAGCCAGGUUGGGGACUGGAAAGUGCCUAUCUGUACCAGCAGAGCCUGUUUGCCCCACUUCUUGGCUGAAGCAGGCAGGCUGUUCUUGGCAGGCAAGCUGGCUCGUAUUUACACUGGGCAGCGGGCUGAAGUGUAGACACAUGCUAAGGAACUGAAUUUGUUAUAAUUAGCUUAUAUUUUAAUACUAAUUAAAUAAAUAAUACAAUUGCAGUAGUGUGUGCGGAAGUAACAUCCCAUGCGUUUGUCCUUUGAAAUUAACAGUGACCGUAACUGAUGUAGUCUGACUUCCCGACACCUGCCUCUAAAUGUGUUAAAGAACUUGCUGUAACUUCUGGAAAGGAGUCUAUAUUUUUAUUUGUAGAUUCUGGACUUAAUAUGUUUAACCUUUGUCUCUGCUUGGGCAAGCAGUAUUUCUUCUUUUUCUUUACCAUUUUAACCUAUAACAAUUUCAACUGGAAAGCAGUUGAAAUUAAUUAACCUGAAUACAAAUCGAAAUAUAUAUAUAUAUGCACUUGAGUUCUUUUUCUGAUUUUUGAUUCAGACAUUGGACCCUAACAAAGCAAUCUGCUUUAAGCACAGGCCUAAAUUUAAAUAUGUGUUUCUGUUUAGGACUUGCUAAAGUACCUACAUUUUUUAAUCGUUUUGUAAGAUGGUCAAUCACUUCUGAAGACUUCUUUAUAAAGAACUGUCCCUUCUUUAUAAACCCUUCGUUAACUUCACAUUGCUCGAUUACUUUCAAUAAACUAUGAGAGGUAUUAAAGAGAAAAGAUAAAAACAAAAUCUCCUCACUGUGGUGCCUGUGUCUCCUCAAAUACAUAUUCCUAUUGGUACAUUUUGAUUUGUACUCUUCUUUUUCAGUUGCCAGUAUUUAUAAAGAAUGGGA